Molecule: messenger RNA, 462 nt
Organism: Eimeria maxima
Lineage: Eukaryota; Apicomplexa; Conoidasida; Eucoccidiorida; Eimeriidae
Exons: 6
Coding region: 1-462 (153 amino acids)
Biological process (GO): autophagy of mitochondrion; mitochondrial fission; peroxisome fission
Cellular component (GO): peroxisomal membrane; mitochondrial outer membrane
Molecular function (GO): protein binding
Source: RefSeq, a predicted model, not a curated record
AUGAGUGGAGCCUUGAGCUUCGACCUCAAGGCUGAGACUGAAGCCCUACGAGCCAAGUACCUUGAAGGUUUGGGAGUUGCGGGUUGCGUGCAGCAACUUGAGAGCGGCUGCCCCUGUCCACGGUUGCAGUUUGAAUUUGCCUCUCUGUUGAUUUGCUCACCCAGCGAAAAAGAUUUAAGGGACUCCGCAGAUCUUCUCACGGAACUCCUGGAGAUUGGCUUUUGCAGGUCGGACUGUCUCUUCCAGCUUGCGCUGGUGUAUUUGAAGCUGGGGCACUACUCCCUCGCGAAGCGUCGGGUGGAGGCUCUUCUUCGAAUGGAGCCGCGCAAUUUGUCCGCGCUGUCUCUGCAUAGCCUCAUUCUGGACCGUGCAGCCUACGACGGCGUAAGCGGCUCGCUGAUCCUCGGCCUCAUUGCAGGUGGUGCGCUUUUCUAUCUCUUGCAGUGGUUUAAACCCCACUAG